Bombus impatiens (common eastern bumble bee) is the source of this 8803-nucleotide messenger RNA. RefSeq names its product cyclin-dependent kinase inhibitor 1C-like. The transcript has 4 exons. The coding region runs from base 7546 to 7977 and encodes 143 amino acids. NCBI's taxonomy places the organism in Eukaryota, Metazoa, Arthropoda, Insecta, Hymenoptera, Apidae. The record is from RefSeq and is a predicted model, not a curated record.
CGGAUAUUUGAUUUUUAAUAAAGUAUUAUUAAUCAUAAUCUAUUUUUUUGUAUGUUAUAAUACUAUUAGUUAUCUUAUUCAUCAAUUAGUCAUUUUUAUAUGUUACAAUUCUAAUAAUUAUUGUAAUAUGCGAUAAGUUUAAUACUGUUCUACAAGAACAAGUACAAUAUAUGAGGAAUUAUUUUUUAAUUUUAAGAUAUGUAUUACGAUAAGAGUUUGGAGGAAAUUAGAUUAAAAUCGCUUCAGAAAUAGCGCAACUACGAUAUCGUUAGCCGAAUUGCGUAGCAGAAAGAUUUCCCGUUCUACAAAGAAAAGGGAAACGGUAUGCUUUCGGCCACGAACACGAGCUGGGCAACGCAAUUUAGUUACGAACUGUUUAAUACAAGAUUUUACGAGGCACCGAUUCCCUGUUGCGGUAACCUGCGCGUAUUUUCUUCCGGGACGUAAUACAAUUUUCUAUAACUAUCGCCACGCUUUCGCGAUGAAAGUCUAUGCAUGUAGCGGCAUCAGUUCGCAAUUCUGUGUGCGUGCUUGAUACGCGUUUUACCGGAACACUUGAUAGAUUUCAUAGACGCGCCGGUGCCCGUGCUUCCGUGGAAAAUAGCUAUUUGCGCGAACUGUUACGUUAACCAAGUGCGUAAAUUUUGAUCAGCAGAUCUUCGCCUUUUGCAGCCUGACUGAUCAUUAUUUCGUAACGCGCUGGUCACGAAUUAUAAUUGAUGUAACGAAUAGUAGUCUGUGACUAUAUACGUGCCUUAAUUUAAUGUCUUGGGCCAUUCUUAUCAUGAAAUUGGAGGUGUCCAACAUGAUCAUUGUCUCCCUAUAAGAUAUUACAUUUCAGACUCAUUCUAUCGUAGUUUCUUAAAACUUUAAGCAUUAAUUAUGGCAAUGAAAUCUUUAAAAGAUGGCUGUCAUAGUAAAUUGGGGGUAAUUUUCGUAGGAUGUAAAUCCACUUGUUGGUUUUCUAAUUUCUGUGACUAUAAGACUGAACAUUGAUAGCGUUAAACAUGCAGAGUUGAAAGAUGCUUGGAGUUGCUUGAAUGCUUGGAAAGUUGAUAGGAUACACGAAGCAAUUGCUUGAGGCGUUGAUAUAACGAAAUAUGUUAACGUAACAUGAAUUCUUUGGUUGUUCCUUUGUACAUUGUAGUUUCUUGUAGAUAAUAAAUUGCAGAGACAACUUGACCUUGAUCUGUCGAAGAAUGGUGCCAUUCUACGGAUAUCUAUCGUUUAUCGUUACAGCGCAGUGCAGAAUUACGCUGAUAGAAUCCACUUUGUCAUGGUCACGCAACAUUAGAAGAUUUAAUUGUCGAUAAACUAUAAAUAGGAAAAACAAAUUAUGUGUACAGGAUAAUAGUUUCCAUAAUAUGGGACGGUAUUACGAAACAUUAGGUGCUUAAUUUCCCAAAUAAGCAAAUGCUAUUUUCCUUAAUAUACUUCACUGUUUCCGUCUCUUUCCAGUCGAUAAUUAUGAAAUUUAUACAACUUUCGCCUUCGUUUCGUUCUCUUUUUCAACGAAAAAUUACGAUGUUUCAGGCUAUAACGCUAGCAUACGUUAUACAAGUGAAUUUCAAACUCUUUUUGGUCCAGAAUCCAGAAUCACAAGAUACUUUAAAAUAUCUCUUCUCGCCUAGCAUCACGUUACACUAAAUAGGGGUUGUUAGAUCUUUGCUCUCCUCGGUAACAUGGUUGCCGCCACCGUGGUCCGUAUAAUUAAAUAAUUAAGCAGGCAACUGCCGACGGCGUAGUCCUGUUGCAUGGAAGUUUACUUUCUAAGCUUGUUGGCGUGUUGAGCGCUCGCAGAUAUGGGAAUCCGUAUUGCCCUCAGGCCAUCAGCACCGAGAUUGUUGCAAUCACUAGCCAUGGUUCGCGAAUCUGGAGCACUAGGCAUGCGUUGGACACACAGAACCAACGAUCACCAUGCGUAAUAAAUUUGACUUCCCGAUGGUGAGAUGUCAUUUGUAUUUUUCGUUUUCGUCAUUCUUCCCUUCGAGAUUAACUUUGGGUUAUUUGCACGUAAACGCACCAAAAGAAUCCUAAAAUCGUUUUCUCUCACAGAAAUUUUCACACAACGAAUAGUACCGAUUCUCUAUUUUUCUUUCUUGUGAGAUACUCACACGGAUCUAUUGGUUCACUCGGUGCGUGCCCCCUUCCCCCCUCGAGGCUCCGCUCCAUAUAAUUGCCUAGGAAUGUAGAGAAAUUAGGAAUAGUGUUUUGCUAUUCCUUGAAUUCCGUCCAGUCUCAAGUUGCCCAAUAAUUAUAUUAUUUUCAUGUCAAUGAAACUGGGCAAUUGUAUUAUUACGAUUCUAAUCGCGAAUUUUCCUUGGUAGAUAUCCAAUUUCAUUAUUAUCAACUUGAAAUAAAUUAUCUUUUCCUUCUUCUUUCUCCUGUUUAAUUCUUUCAAUUCAAAGCUAUUAGAACUCUAUAAGCGACUUAACUGCUCCACCGUUUUUCUCGUCUAUUCUAGGAAAAACAAGUCUUAUUAUUUCGAGAACCAAUCCGGCAAGUCCUAAUUGUCAGGUCACCCGGUACGUUGCCCCUUCGGCAAUGUCCACUUUGCGAACGUCAAGAAACGCGAUCACCGAAGCAACAAGAAAUCACAUUCUGCCAUUCGUCGAUCGGGAGCGAUCGAGGUUCACGAGGACAAAUUCAGCAAUCCACCGAGAAGAAAAAUGCACCGAGGGAAUGUAUUAGAAACGACCACCUUAACUCUUAGUAUUACGAUCUAUCCAACUGCUGCUAACGCGUCACGUAUGCAUCGUGUCAUGAUGAUUUAUCGCGUCCCGUUCUUCCGGUGAAAGAAGACAAGUAUUUUCAUGAGUAUUUUCACUUUGUAGCAGAUGCAACAGAUUACCAAUAUUCGCUUACUCUUCCUGGCAUAAGAAAUUUGUUAUCGUUUUCGUUAUGUAUAAGAUUAAAUUGCGAAGAGUACCCAACAGUACAAACAAUUUAUUACAGACUUGAACAUAGCGGUGAAAGAUUAACGUAUUUAUGUUUUAUACGAGGUGUUAACGAUAAUAAACCACGAUAUAUUAUUUAUUCGUAGACGUUAAGUGUACAUUUAGCACAUUUAUAAUCGAGCAUGUACACGAUUUGUCUCGUGUAAAUCAAUUUGUUAACGAGUCUCAUGAUAUGAUUUAAAUUAUAUGUAUAUAUAUGCAAUUUUUAGCCUAUGCAAAUUCCCCUAGGUUCCGAUUUCAACGCGUUUCUCGGUCCGUCGUACGGUUAUUGCUUAUCGUUCGAUUUCAUCACUGCUCUCUAAUUGUUGCAGCGAAGUUUAAAAAGCAUUCACUUUGGCAAGAAGUUCCGAACAAAUUGAUAUUUCACGUAUUCAGGGGAGGAGAAGUUAGCACGAAUUUCUAUCGCUCGCCACGAUCGAAGUAUGAUUCACCUUUUCCAAUCGCCUCGUCCGGUGAGAACGUACAAUUUAGAAAAAGCAUGCCGCGCAUUACGUUUUGUGUCUUUGUUAUUGAAGAAGAAAGGUUUAGAUACGGUGUAAGAGCCCAAAGUCUUUUUGCCUUUUAAGCAGAGAUGUCGAAGAUUGUAAUUCGUUUUCUUAAUUUAAAGAAACGUAACUACGGUUAAUUACGUCGCAUCAGUCAUUAAUCAUACGCCUACCAAAUUUAUUAUCAACAGCGAAUUCAUUGUACGAGGAAAAUAGAAUACUAACAAUGUAAACAGUGUAACUUGCUAUACUACUCGUAUUUUCUUAAUAAUCAUCAAUCUAACUUAUGUAACUUCUGUUGUGAUUACGCCUUAAAUUACAAUUCAGACGGUAAGAUUAAUAACCGGCGCAGCAAUUUUUAAGUAAAUAGAUAUAAUCUGAACAGCAAACGUCUGGAUCGCUUUAAUUUCUCUGACUCAUAAUCUGUAGCGGUCGAGCGAGUUUAUCUGUAACAGAGUGGAUUGCUUAAUUCGUUGGCGCACGGAGCUUCCUCGAUGGUUCGGUUUCCCCGUGUACCGGUGACCGGCGUUGCUGAACCGCUAAUCACGACGUUAGAUCGUUUUUCGUGAUUCGACUACAACACUAUGGAAAACUUGAGACGUAUUUCGGAUUUCUGUCCGCUCGACAGAGCGUGAAUUUUUUCGAGCAGGCGUUUCUUUUCGCGCUAUUGUAUGGCUCUAGAAGGAAAUUAAUUAACGAAUUACAAUCAAGUUUUUGUAAAUGGAAGACUUACUUGGAGACAAUUGGUAUUUUAUAUGCCGAUUUAGUUUGCAGACAAUUUUAGAAUUCUGGAGGACAUCGACUGAGUAAACGAAGUCUCUAAUAAAACGUAACUGCAUAAACGAUCGUGUUACGCUAGUCUGGCUCAUUAGCAAGUAAUUGAGCUCGAUCCACUCGAUCUGCACUAGUGGAAUAUUCAUUUUCGAUGUGGUGUUGCUCAUGGCAUAGCCUUUGUAAACCAGAAAAAGCUGUUACUUAAUUUCUCUUUGAAAUAGAUCAGGAAACGAAGCAUAACGAUGCCUUCAAUCAUUCAGAGAAUUUAUCAUGGGAAUUGAUACAUUUAUCUAAGUCCUAGAUCCAAUACAAAUUCUCAAUAUUUCCUAAUGAUAUUCAGGUUUAAUAGGAAUCGAACAGAGAAAAUGGCGAGAUGUACGUUGGAGAAAUUUUUUGGAAAAUAAGAAAGAGAAGAGAUAUGCAUAAAAUAAUCAUUGUUCCUGCAAAGUUUUCAAGCUUGAUAUUGUACGUUCAUAGAACCAUAAACCACACCGUCCAAAUGCUUCAUCUUUAGUCAAAAUUAAAUCGAGAUAACGGGAAUCGUUAAAUUUUCCAGAUUCUCUAAGCGCUGCUGCGAGCGCGCUAACGUCCGUGCAGGGUUGUCUUUAGUCUCUGCAGCGGCACACGUUCAGAAACAACGAAUGUAAUACGCAGAAAUUGCGUAAAAGUUCGAGUGGCGACUGGUAGACGGUCGGCCGUUCCCGCGUGAUUGCCAAUCGAUCGAAAAAAAAUAUUUUCCAGGGACGAUUAGCGUACGGAAACUUGGACAGAUUCACACAGAAACUCGUAUCCCAACACGAAACAUAUUUAACGAAGUAUACCCUUGUUAACCGGUGAUUUUAUUCUACGAAUACUUUGUUGCACUUUAUAACUGAUGAGUAGAUGUUGCAUUUCAUGUUUAACUAAAUUGUUUCUGGCCAGGCUUUGAUUCGUUUGUCUUAAAUUAACACAGUUUAUAUUCAAUGAGCUAGUCUGCUAACAAUAAAUAAAGCCUGAGAAUCGUGUGUUAUUCUCGAGUAACGUACGCCUUAUUGCGAGCAAAAGGUUGAGAAACUUCAUUAUCAAUGUACUCGAGACGUAAUAAUUGCUGUUACGAGCAAUGCGUUCCAGGUGGCCUUUUGUUUAAAAAUCUUUUUUCUCUGUAACAACCAAAAUCAUUCACUUUAAUAGCUUAAAUUAUUCCUUUUUUUUUUCUUCUUAAAUGUUCAUCGUUAUCGUAAGAAACGUUUACUCGAGUUGGAAUUCUAUCGGGAAUCUUCAGUGAUCAACGCACGGGUCAAAACGUUUUCCAGCUUGGCGAAAGAUUGACCAACUGUCCGGCGCACUCCCAUGUAAAGGGCGGCCAGUUUUCUCGAUAAGGAAAUCGAGCAGGCCAAAGGUAUUGAGAAAAGUCGCUUUAGAGAAACCAUGCCAAGGUGGAAACUUCGCGAAACGUUGCAACCUUCGUGUCUGAAGAUCACAUAGGAGAAUGUUCGCGAGUUCUAAGGUUGACAUCUUCGGUAAAAUAGAUGUGGUUUAGCUUUUUGUCCAUCGUUUCGAAAAUACAUCAGAUCGACAGAAUGACGAGUAUCGCGCGUAUAUUAUGCUAGUAUAACAUAGAAGAUAAGUAAGAAAUUUUAAGUUACGAAAGAAAUGGAGGGGAGUCUUUUUACUUCGAGAAAGAUGAAGGAUUCGGUAUAAAAUGUUAAUUUUUUCUUAGAAUAGAUACAAUUUAAACAAUAUAAACGCACAACCAAGAACUAGAUGCAUUUACGACUUUACUUGGACUCCAGUGGCUUGUUACGUUACAGAAAGUUGGCGUUUACACCGCUUACGAAAUUGGCGAGUCGUAAAAUCCAACCUAUUAGCGACGCGAGGAAUAAUUGGGAUAAAUAGGGUGGGAGAGAUGAAAAUUGAAACAGAAUUUUACUUUGUCUCGCUCCCUAUAUUAUUUCUAGUUACAAUUGCAUAAUAUUCUGCGGAUCAAAAACGUAUAGAAGGAAUUUCGCUUUGCCGUAAUAGUAGAUCGAUUUAGCAAUAGUAACGAUUCUUUUCUUUCCACGAUUUUACAUUAAUAUUUGAUCGUAACGCUCGAUACCUGCGAUCAAGAAUAGAUUCAAAUUUUAAAAUGCUUCAGACUUUUACUAUUUUAUGUAUCGUACAAAGUUGCGUCACCGCGCCUUACAUUGUUUAUAUGCGCCAAUACAAGCAUCACAGAAUUAUGAUCAAUGACUAAUUGCUGCUUACUCAACUUUACAACACUGAGCAUUUCGAUUUUCUUUUUCGUGGCCGAAUUUAAUUCAGCGUGGCGUGUUAGAAAAACACGUGACAGGAUUUAACUUUGCGUUGGUAUAAUGUCUGUUAUAAACUAAGAACGAUAAAAUGACUAUGCAGCUUCUCGUUUUUCUGAUUCAUCUUUUCCAUUGCUGGCGUACAUAUAAUGCUUUUUUACUUGACCCAACUGUGUUUUUCGUGAAAACAACGUAAUGCUGAGCAGUGGAAUCAUGAAAGCACUGUUGCUUUCUUGCGACAACUAUCACAUUGUUAGGUACCGAUAAUAGAUUCAUAUCGUUGGAAGGUAUCGAAGCACGUCGAUGAGGAGAAUGAAUUUGCGAGGAAGAGGUAAAAUUUUAGCAGAAAAUUUCAUAAAGUACUCGACGAAGCCUUGUUGUAAUUCGUGUUACGUCAAUUUAGCCGGAAGUCGUGCUUAAUUUUUCGUUGUGCAAUUCUGUCUAUCGCCAUCGCUGUUUCGAGAUGAUUGACAUGACAUUGUAAUAUGUACACACAUGAUAUGGCGAAACUCUAUCAAGAUUUAAAAGAUGACAAUAUAAAUUAUUACGUUUCUUUUUCUAUAAAUAUUCCCUUCAAAGUACGUAGAUAAGCAACGCAGGAUGAUUAAUUAAUAAAUUGAAGAAAUGAUAAUUCAUAAUCGUAGAAGGGCAGGUAUACGAAAUCACGAUGAGUGUUUCGCAUGAUCUAAGAUCUCGUUUUUUUCUCUCCAUCGACGAAUGUACGUACCGUCGUUCUACAGCGUCGAAUCAGGUCAAUCUUACGCGGACAUUUCGAUUUUUUCCAAAAGCUUUCUCUGGUAAGGACACGGAAUUAAAAUCUUCUAGGGUGUCAUCGCAGUUGACGGAAGUGGAACGUAUCUGCGAUCAGUGGAGCACCGAAUAAGGGGUCUGAAAGGGUCGAUCGCUAUUGGUGAAAGGGGUCUGUAUGCAAUGCAAUCGUUGUACCCCCGCCUCAUCUUAGUUCCCUGGGCCUGGGCAGGGCACCGCUAUAAAAGCAUACCGCGUCGCCCCUCAGAUACGUAGUGUUUCCCGUGUACUGCACAAGAAAAAUCGCCUACAAUGAAGUUCGUUAUUGUUCUCUUCGCCGUUAUGGCCGUCGCCAGUGCCUACCCUGGAUACAUUCAUGCACCGGUGUCACAACCAUGGCCAGCACCUGAAGCUUGGCCAGCACCUGCACCAUGGGCAGCACCUUCGUACGUUAAGGUCGCUCAACCUUCGUAUGUUAAGGUUGCUGCAGCACCGUUAGUCAAGGUAUCUGCGCCUCAGGUUCAUGCUCCGGAAGUGCACCAAGUGCUCCAGAUCCCGCAACAAGCGUCGAUUCCGGCCCCACACCCCCAACCUCUCAACAUUAAAAUCCCACAUGUUCAGACUGUGAAGAUCCCAUACCACGGACCUAAGAUCGUGCAGCCACAUCUCAUCGGCGUUGAAUCUUACGUGGAGCCCCAAAUCAAAGUUGUCAAGGCUCCCGUCUCCCAUCACCCCUGGGAUUAAAUUUCCGCAUGGCACCAACUGAACUCGCUGGUCCAGGGUGAUCCAUCCUGGAUGAGCCGUCCUGAGGUGCAUCUGGAGUAGCGACGCUUUACAAACAACGAUAACCAUGGCCAACAUCGAAAUUGUCCUGGUGGGAAAGAAGCUUGAGACGAUAUACAUUUGAAGCAUCCACGUCGAUGGUAGUCACAGCAACGCACGAGUUCUUCAUCCUAGGGGAACUAGCUCUCCAAGAUCAAUCGAACUGUAUUCAUUCGGGACAAGGGGAGUCAGAAAACUAAUCAGUAUUAUCCAGCGAUUAAUCACGGACGAAGAACAUCGAGCUUGCAGAUCGUUCGAAGAUCACGAAAAUCGACGCCCUCAGGAUCGGCGAGCGUUUUGGACCACCCGAAGACCUCAGACCAGGCACCCAAUCUUAAAAAAAGUUUUCUUAUUUUUUAUCCUCAUAGAGCAACCACACGAUACACGAUUACACGAGCGCAGCGACUUUCUUACAGACUCACUUCCUGUAUCUGCCCUUUCCUUGUUAACUCUACCUUUUGUUUCUGGACGCGUCGAAAUUCUUGUGCGGCAUGUGAUAUUGAAGAAGACAUCACGACAUCGGAGCCUUCAUUGUAUAUUUUCUUCUCUUCUUUCCGCCUACCACCCAUCCCUUUCCCUACCAUACUUUUGCAACAACACUUUUAUUUAUUUUCUAAUAAAAGUUAAUUUUUAUGUCUUGUGAUAAAAAAUCUGCUGUAAUUUUUUUCAUUCGUUUAUUUCCUCUUCCUCUAUAUUUAACAAAGUUCUUCACUCAUAGAAGGCUAAAGCUGUUUUUAUCUAUAUUUUC